CUUAUCACUGAGUGUCGGCUACACAACACGACUGUGCACUGUGUUACAACUUAUGACUUGUCUGUCUGUUAUGAAUAUUGAUUUUCAAUUACAAAGAAUUCAGUGUAUCUUAUAAUAUCUAUACCUAACUAUUUGAUAAAUAUGUUCUCAGAGUUUUUUUUCAUUGUCUGUAAGUUAUGAAUAAUUUAAUAACUAGAUCGAUUUAAAGGAUAUUAGAACAGGAAAAAAUUUUGAGCUCAAAAAGUGUCAAUAAUUACAUAAUGUUUUUAACUCAUCCAUCUUUCAAAGUUCUUAGAACUCUUUAUGGACAGCAAAAACGAUUUCUUCAGGAAGUAAGGAGAAGCGAUGUUUUAAAAAGUGUUGGACUAGAGUUCUUGAAAGGUUCUCGACUAGGAAUAGCAGUGAUUAAUAUUAAUAAGCCAGAAUCAAAAAAUUCCUUAGAUAACGAGCUUGUAGACAAUUUUAUGUAUGCUAUUGACAAUGUGUGUUCUGAUAAAGACACAAGAGUUGUCAUUCUUAGAAGUUUGGUGCCCAAUGUUUUCUGCGCUGGUGCAAAUUUAAAAGAGCGUCUCAAAAUGUCUGAAUCUGAUGUUUAUGAUUUUAUCUCCAAAUUGCAGACUUUUACAACAAGGCUCGCCGAUGUGCCGGUGCCUGUUAUCGCUGCAAUGGAUGGCGUCGCUCUGGGAGGUGGAUUUGAAAUUUCGCUGGCCUGUGAUGUGAGAAUUGCUGCUCAAAAUGUGAAAUUGGGACUGGUUGAAACGAAGCUUGGCAUUAUUCCGGGAGCAGGUGGAACCCAGAGGUUGGCGCGUUUGGUGGGAGCGUCACUGGCCAAGGAACUAGUUUUUACUGGUCGAAUAAUAAACAGUGAGACUGCUUGCGAAAAGGGUAUUGUUAACCAUGUUGUGCCUCAGAAUGACCAAGGUAACGCCGCCUAUUGCAAAGCUGUGCAAGUGGCUGAAGAAAUCUUACCCAACGGUCCCCUGGCUGUGCGUAUGGCGAAGAUUGCAAUCGAUAUGGGGUCUGCGGUUGAUAUCAGAACAGGAUGUAUGAUUGAAGAGAGGUGCUACGGUCGACUUGUACCUACUCAAGACAGACUUGAGGGUUUGCUGGCAUUCAGUGAAAAAAGAAAACCCACUUACAACGGGGAAUAGCUACAAAAUUCAAAUUAUCAAUUCCCUAAAGUGAGCUGUUUUCAUUUUUUAUCUGUUUCUCAAAUAUCUCCAUUAAAAU
This is a messenger RNA of Nilaparvata lugens (brown planthopper), 1230 nucleotides long. RefSeq names its product methylglutaconyl-CoA hydratase, mitochondrial. Gene Ontology annotation, biological process: fatty acid beta-oxidation. Gene Ontology annotation, molecular function: enoyl-CoA hydratase activity. The record is from RefSeq and is a predicted model, not a curated record. Lineage: Eukaryota; Metazoa; Arthropoda; Insecta; Hemiptera; Delphacidae. The coding region runs from base 261 to 1151 and encodes 296 amino acids. Gene Ontology annotation, cellular component: mitochondrion. The transcript has a single exon.